CGAGGGCUCCUGCUGGCACUGCACUCCCAGCUGCUGCGCAGCUAGCCAGCCCAGGCCCUGCCGCCCUCCUUCGGGCCGUGCAGCCAUGCACUGGGCGCCUUGACCCCACGGAAGCCCAUGGGGAGCCCCAGACUGGCAGCCCUGCUCCUGCCUCUUCUCCAGCUGCUCACUGGCCUGUCUGCCUCUGCUGGGAUUGGCUGCCCCUUCCUUCCCCGCUGGAGCACCCGCUGUCUACUGGCCUCUUGCAUGGAUGGCAGUUUCACUGGAAGGUCUGCCCAGAUUCCUCACCAUACCCAGCCGGCCCCUCCCCUCUCCCCAAAGCCUUGGUGUGCUUGCUGCUGCCACCGUCCCCACUGCUGGUGCUUGCAUCUGGUGUCAGGUCCCUUGGAUCUUCAAUGGGGUUGGCUCCACCUCCCAGUGCAGAAAUCCGAAAAGUCUUACAAGUUCUGGUUCUGUAGGAGACACAGGAUGCCAGUGUCUGCUCAGAUGAAAUUGCUGAGUAGCUGCUGCCUGUCUGAGAAGGGCCAUCACAACUCCAGCCUCUCCCCAGAUACCUCCCACAAGGGGCUGCGCUCCAAAAGAACCCAGCCAGUGGAUCCAGAGGCAGGGGAAGAUCUCUCCAGAUCCGGCUCACAAAAGCUUGGAGGACCUGAGUUCUCCUUUGACUUGCUGCCUGAGACAAGGGCUAUUCAAGUGACCAUUCCUCCAGGCCCAGAGGUCAGUGUGCGUCUUUGCCACCAGUGGGCACUGGAGUGUGAGGACCUGAGCAAUCCCUUUGAUGCCCAGAAAAUUGUGCCUGGGAGCCGCACUGUAGACCUGCCUUAUGAAUUCCUUCUGCCCUGUCUGUGCAUCGAGGCAUCCUACCUGCAAGAGGACACCGUGAGGCGCAAAAAAUGUCCCUUCCAGGGCCAGCCUGAAGCCUAUGGCUCAGACUUCUGGGAGUCAAUGAACUUCACUGACCACAGCCAGCACAAUCAGAUGGUAAUGGCCGUGACACUCCGCUGUCCACUGAAGCUGGAGGCCUCCCUGUGCCAGAGGAGGGGCUGGCCCCCCCUCUGCGAAGACCUCCCCAAUGCCGUGGCUCGAGAGUCAGAGGGGUGGUACAUCUUGGAAAAAGUGGACUUGCAUCCCCAGCUCUGCUUCAAGUUCUCUUUUAGAAACAGCAGCCACGUUGAAUGCCCCCACCGGAUAUUCGCAGCUCCAUCCUGGAAUGUGAGCAUGGAUACCCAGGCCCAGCAGGUGGUCCUUCACUUCUCUUCAAGGACGCAUGUCACCUUCAGUGCUGCCUGGAACUACCCAGGCUUGGGGCAGGACAGUGUGGUGCCCCCCGUGUACAGCGUCAGCCAGACUCGGGGCUCAACCCCAGUGACCCUAGACCUCAUCGUUCCUUUCCUGAGGCCAGGAGGCUGUGUCCUGGUGUGGAGGUCAGAUGUCCAGUUUGCCUGGAAGCGCCUCUUGUGUCCAGAUGUCUCUCACAGACGCCUGGGGCUCCUGAUCCUGGCACUGCUGGCCUUCACCACCCUGCUGGGAGUUGUUUUGAUUCUCACGUGCCGGCGCCCACUGUCAGGCCCGGGCCGAGCGCCGCCGGUGCUCCUGCUGCACGUGGCGGAGUCUGAGGCGCAGCGGCGCCUGGUGGGAGCACUUGCUGAACUGUUGCGAGCCGCGCUGGGCGGUGGGCGCGACGUGAUCGUGGACCUUUGGGAGGGCACGCGGGUGGCGCGCGUCGGCCCCCUGCCGUGGCUCUGGGAGGCUCGGGCGCGUGUGGCGCGGGAGCGGGGCACUGUGGUACUUCUGUGGAGCAGCGCCGGCCCCAGCCCCACCGGCGGCCCGGAUCCUCGCGCUGCGCCCCUGCGCGCCCUGCUUCACGCCGUUCCGCGCCCGCUGCUGCUGCUGGUUUACUUUGGUCGUCUCUGCGCCAAGGGCGACAUUCCCCCGCCCCUGCGCGCCCUGCCCCGCUACCGCCUGCUGCACGACCUGCCGCGCCUGCUGCGCGCCCUGGACGCUCGGGCUUCUACUGAAGCCGCCACCCGGGGCUGCUUCGUCGCCCGGCCGCGCCUCCGGGGUCGCGUGGAGCUGUGCCGCAGGCUGGAACUGGAGGCCGCCAAACUUGCCGACCACGGCUGAACAGAGCUCAGCGCAGUCAGGAUGUCUGUGACUGCAGGCCUAGGGCCACUGGCUGGAACCCCCUCACUCAGCGUCCCCGCCCACUCCCCGCGUUCCCCCAGUGCCCAGCCUCUUCCUCCUGCUCAUGCUUCCUCAGAACCCUCAGGGAGAGUCUCUCUUUACCAAGGACGCCCUUGACCUCUGUCCUGUGGUGGGUGGGGAUCAUCACACUUCCUCUUUCCAAAAGUUCCAGAGAAUAGUGCACGUAGGCUCCAGUCCACACGGAGAGCUUAGGGCUUGGGGAGGCAGGAGAGAUGGCAGUUCUGACUGGGAGGCGCCUCCAGACGGAGUGGGGGGCGGAGGGGGCAGGGGGAGAGGGCAGAACACCCCUUUGGGGCUAAGGAUCCACCUUUUUCAGAAGGGGGCCCUGCCCACAGUUGGAGGGAGGGAGGGCUCUGGAUCCAGGGAAAGUCUUUGACCCUGGGUAGCGGGGGCAGAGGUGGGACAGUGGAGACUGAGAGAAAGAUGAAUAAAAGAAAACAUGAUGGGUAAGCUAAGAAACACAAGGUGCCUCUUCAGUGUGCCCAGGGUGCUGAGCUGGGGGAAGGAUCAGCAUUACCCUACCCAGGGGUGGUUAUACAUCAUUCUGUGGGCCCAGAUCCUCUGUGCCCACAUCCAUAUCCACAUUUGUCAUGUUCUCACAAGCAGUGCCACUGAAAAGGCAAAGAGGGAUCUGGAGAUCUUGAUCCUCACUGUGAUUCUUCAGAGAGAAAAAAGAAAAACAGGUGGUGUGGGUCCAUGGUCACGAAGCUAGCCUGUGGCAACAGCGCAAUUAGGACCCUGUCUUCCUGCCGCUGGGUCCUGGGUUCCUCCCCCCGACGCCACACUUCAGCAUAAGCCAAGCAGUGAUGAGAAGCCCACUUUCUCGUGCCUUUAGUGCUCCUGUCCCACAGUGAGGCCCAAGGAGAAUGUGGGAAGGGACCCGGAGUCCCAGAGUCAUAUGGGAAGUGAAAAUGACCCAGGAUUGCCCAGAAUCCUCCUCCUUAGGGACUCCCAGAGUGAGUAAGAGCUCCCUUACUCACCCAUUAGGCCACCACCCUCUCCAGGGGCCCCUCCCAGCCAGGUGUCCGCAGAGAAGGAGGAGGAGGAGGGGAAGAGGAGGAGGGACUGAGCCACCACUCCAAUCCAGGGCUGCUGGCUCCCAAGUCUGGUG
Capra hircus (goat) is the source of this 3316-nucleotide messenger RNA. RefSeq names its product interleukin 17 receptor E (gene IL17RE). Gene Ontology annotation, molecular function: interleukin-17 receptor activity. The record is from RefSeq and is a predicted model, not a curated record. Bases 118 to 2124 code for a protein of 668 amino acids. The transcript has 16 exons. NCBI's taxonomy places the organism in Eukaryota, Metazoa, Chordata, Mammalia, Artiodactyla, Bovidae.